Phycodurus eques (leafy seadragon) is the source of this 291-nucleotide messenger RNA. RefSeq names its product defensin, beta-like 2 (gene defbl2). Bases 19 to 210 code for a protein of 63 amino acids. The transcript is spliced from 3 exons. The record is from RefSeq and is a predicted model, not a curated record. Lineage: Eukaryota; Metazoa; Chordata; Actinopteri; Syngnathiformes; Syngnathidae.
GCUUAUUGGUGCCUAAACAUGAAGGGACUGGGCUUGGUUCUAUUUGUGCUUCUCCUGAUGUUUGUCGUCGGCGAGGGUAAUGAUCCAGAACCACAGUACUGGACAUGUGGGCAUAGAGGACUCUGCAGACGGUUCUGCUAUGCCCAGGAGUACAUGAUCGGUCAUCAUGGGUGCCCUCGACGAUACAGGUGCUGUGCCAUACGAUUUUAACACCUGCCAGUCUUCAUUUGGAGCCUGCAAGAAGCCACAGAGUGAUGUGUGCUAUUCCGAGGGCUUGAGUCUUGCUUUCAG